This is a messenger RNA of Parnassius apollo (apollo), 201 nucleotides long. NCBI's taxonomy places the organism in Eukaryota, Metazoa, Arthropoda, Insecta, Lepidoptera, Papilionidae. The record is from the annotation of a GenBank genome assembly.
AUGCGCCUCGCGCAACUGCACGACAAGAUGGCGGCCGGACGCGAUCUUCCCAAGCACGCGCCGACGCCAUCUCCGCGCUCUCCUAACAACUCAACCGAUGGGCUGCUGCCUGCUGUUUGUGAAAUUAGAGAACUAAUAACAAAUUCGGAACAACAACUUCAGGGAGUAGACGGGCCAUGUUCGAGUACGUCUCUUUACUGA